AUGGAUAAAGGAGGGGACGACGAUAAUAAAGAACAGGAUAGAUAUCUGCCAAUUGCUAACAUCGGCCGUAUCAUGAAGCAGGCUUUGCCAAAGGAUGCAAAGAUAGCAAAAGAAGCCAGAGAGACAGUUUAGGAAUGCGUAUCUGAGUUCAUAUCAUUUAUUACUAGCGAAGCCUGUGAUAAAUGCAAAAAUGAUAAGAGAAAGACAAUUAAUGGUGAGGAUUUGAUCUAUUCUUUAUAUCAGCUUGGAUUUGAGAGAUACCUAGAGAAUCUUAAUCUUUACUAUCAGAAAUACAAAGAUGCACAAAAACACAAUGAUAAGGGCGAUUUAGCGAGUAAGAAUAAUGAGAUGCUGGUCAAUUCUGCUUAGGAGGCAGUUCAACAGAGCAAAUAGAAUAAGAAUGGAUUGAAUAGAGUUAACUAAGAAGAGGAUGAAGAUGCAGAUGAAGAUGAUAUCGAUGAUGAGGAGGAAGAUGAAGAUAUGGAAGAUGAUGAUCAGUAAGAUGAAGAUGAUGAUAUGGAGGAAGAUGAGACUCCUGAGAUAGCUAAAGCUAAAAAGACUAAGGGAUCUGAAAAGAAAGAUAAAGCAAAGAAGUGA
Molecule: messenger RNA, 597 nt
Organism: Stylonychia lemnae
Lineage: Eukaryota; Ciliophora; Spirotrichea; Sporadotrichida; Oxytrichidae
Source: the annotation of a GenBank genome assembly